Molecule: messenger RNA, 2801 nt
Organism: Cannabis sativa
Lineage: Eukaryota; Viridiplantae; Streptophyta; Magnoliopsida; Rosales; Cannabaceae
Exons: 13
Coding region: 52-1866 (604 amino acids)
Biological process (GO): attachment of GPI anchor to protein
Cellular component (GO): GPI-anchor transamidase complex
Source: RefSeq, a predicted model, not a curated record
AAAUAAAACCCGAACAGAAAUUUCAGUGAAUCGGAGCUUUGCCUUUCAUCAAUGGCGGAAGUCUCUGAAAUUACCAAAUCAGAAGUAUCUGAACAACAUGAUCCACAAUCGACCUUCGAUCCAAAAUCAAUGCGAAAGACUAAACCUGGCCUUAAGCGCCUAGUCCUCACCAUUUCAGUGCUCUUCUCCUUCGUACUAGGUUUCCCAUUGCUAUGGAAAUCAGUGGAAAUCUACCGUGCACCUCUACCGUUCCGCGAAAUCGACCACCUCUCGGCUCAGCUAGAUUCCACUCCAUUACAAUUUCCCUGUCACUUUCAGGCUAUCUUCAUCGGUUUCGAAUUCAAAUCUUCUGAGGACCUGGAGACCUCACUUCUCGAUCGAAUGUACAAAUUGGGUUCAGGAACUCCAGAAUGUGGUACGUGUGGCACUAACUAUACUGUCUCAGUAGUUGUUGACUCCGGUUCCCACUGUAUCCAAUCACCAACCAGUAAAUCAUCGUGCCCAUGGAGGUGUGGUGCCUUAAGUAACGUUGAUUUUGGUGGUGGUGAUGAUGAGGCUGUUGAUGAGUCGUUAGAGUCUGCUUUGGGCGGUUGUUCCGAGCUUGCCCGAGGCGGGAAGGUCUAUACUGUGGUGUUGGUGAGUAGAGAUGAGGAUGUUAGAGCUGUCACCGGAAAGUAUAGGCACGCUUGGAUUUCCGGGAAGGUUUCUGAGACGGCGGCAUUGUCUCGAGUGGCGGAGAUUUUUGUUAAAGUGUUUGUUAAUGGUGGAAAAGAAGAAGGUUCGAUUCAUGGGGAGUUUAUGCCUGUUGGUGCUGAUGGAAAGAUUGUGCUUUCCUUCAAUUUGCUAAAUUCUGAUCCAAGAGAUGGGGUCUAUGAUUGGGAUUUUCGAAGUGUGGAAGAGAUUCUCUUGGCCCCUGUAAUCGAUGCUCUAAGACCUAUUGCCAACAUAAGCGUAGAAAGUCAAGUUUUAUACCACACACCAAAGUCCUCAUUUUCUUACUGGGAUGACAAGUGGAGCAGCUUCAUUUUUAGUACCAAGGAUCUUCCUUUCUUUGUGAAUUCAAAUGAGUGGCACUUGGAUACUUCCAUUGCAGCUGGUGGGAGAUCAAAGAUAUUACACUUUGUGGUAUAUAUUCCUUCGGCAAAGGAGUGCCCCCUUCUCCUACAGCUUGAAAAUGGAGAGAUUUCUAAGACAAAUGGUUUCAUUUCCCCGAUGUGGGGAGGAGUCACUGUUUGGAACCCUAAAGGAUGUGGGAAAGUUUUGAGAAGUAAGCAUCCAGUCAUUCAUACAAUUUCACAACAGGAUCUUCAGAAAGUUAUUGAAGUUUUCAUGGGGCAAUUAAGGCAACUUUUUGGUCUCAAAUCUGACAACCACUUUUUUGGCUCUUCUGGCAUAUCCAACCUAUUAACUAGUGAAAGAGGCUUCACAGUGUGGGAAUUGGAUGUCUUGUCGCGGCAACAUGCCUGUUUUAACCUUCGAUCAUGUGCUACCACCCUUGGAUCUCUUUCCAGACUGGUUCAGUCACUUCCUAGGAUGAUUAUUAUGGACGAGAUUGGUAAACAGGUAGCGUAUUCUCUGGAGGCAGCAAAACUGACUCAAAAUAAUGCUUCUCUUGGUAUUUAUGAUGCUUCUGCUGUGGCAUCUGGACAAGCAAGAUCUCUGGCAGAGGACGCCUUUUUUCACCCAUCGAUCAUGUCCGUUAGCUACUACUCAUUCGAGCACUGUUUUGCUGUCUACUCGCCAUUUUUUCUGCCAGUUGCCAUGCAUGUUAUCUUGGCAGCUUUAAGAGAGUGGAGAAGAUACAAGCAAGAAAACAACAAGUACUUGGCAUGGAAGAAGAUCGAAGUAAUCAAAGCAUCUUAUUAAAAAGGGUUUUUAGCCCAAAGAAUAUUUGUCAGUUUUGAUAGUUUAUUUUUCUGUAGAUUAAACUAACUUCACAAUUGUGCCAACUAAUUUGUUCAUUAGGAGCCAGCCACUGGUUUCAUUUAUACAUGUUUUGGAUUGAUUUGAGUUAGCUUUUAAGACAAUCUCCAAUCCAAUGGUUGUACAACUUAGAUAUAUUAUUUGCUUCAAUUUACUUAAAUUAUGCUCCAAUAAAAAAUUAAUAUUAAAUAUAUUAAAAAAUUCUUAUUAUUAUUAUUACAAAAGGAAUUUCAUUAAAAUUCGAAAUAGCUCGAUUAGCACGGGGGAGAAACACAAAAAAAUAAAUAUUAUAAUAAAAUAACUAAAUAAAACAAUAAAUAAAUGAGAAGAAUUAUUAUAAUAAAAUAAACAAAAUAGCAUAAAUAUAAAUAAAAAAAAAUUGUUCAUUUAUUAUUUUUCUUAAGGAAAAGUAAAUUUUUCUCAAGGAUAGUUCUUACAUUUUUUACUAAUUUUACAUCACCCAUAUUCACUUUCAUUGAAGAUGCUAUAAUAUGUCAACAACUAUGAACCAAAUACCAUAUUUGUGAUCUCACAUUUGGGUGUUUGGAAAAAAAAUGGUAAUUUCAGCACAAUUCACAAUUGUAUAUUGCAUUAUAACAUUAUAUUUUAUAUCAUUAUAUGCUUGAAUUUGAAUAUAAGGAAAAUGGUAUCCACAGGCAACGAGCAGUAUAAUAUAUAAUAUAAAUAAAUGACAAAAUUAAUAUUCCUACUAAUUCAAAUUUACUAAAUUGCAACGACCAUUGGGGUUUGAUACCAAUUCCUAACUCCUUAGAGCCAAUUUAAUCAAUACAACCAAGGUCUUUGAAGACACAAAAAAAGUAAAGAAGCUAUCUGAAAGCUGAUCUUAAUCAGAACAAACACAAACAUCUGAAGUGCAU